AUGCAACGAUCGAGGAACGAUGGUAAACAUCUAGCAAUGACGCUUUGGGCCACGCAAAACUUCUCAGCUCCCCCAUAUCUCUAUGCUAAUGGAACUCCUCCACCUAUCGACCUGGGCCAUCUCAAUCCUCGCGAAAUCUGCGAUCGCAUCGUUGAGGUGCAUAUGGCUAUGGCCUCAGGUGCCGUUGGUCGCUUCCCCGUCCCCUCUGUCAAAUUCGAAGCCGGCGCGGCACCCAAAAGGAUAGCAAAUGACAUCGCGAAGGAAGUUGCACAGAAGAAAACCAAGGAAAUGAAAGCCGAAGCACGCAAGCGCAAGCGUGGUGGUGGAAGGACUGACGAGUAUGUCACAUAUUCGUGUACUGUGACUCGACUUGCGACUGGCAGAGAAGCAGCAACGAUCUCGCUACAUUAG
This is a messenger RNA of Letharia columbiana, 411 nucleotides long. RefSeq lists its product as uncharacterized. The transcript has 2 exons. The record is from RefSeq and is a predicted model, not a curated record. Bases 1 to 411 code for a protein of 136 amino acids. NCBI's taxonomy places the organism in Eukaryota, Fungi, Ascomycota, Lecanoromycetes, Lecanorales, Parmeliaceae.